Molecule: messenger RNA, 1860 nt
Organism: Protomyces lactucae-debilis
Lineage: Eukaryota; Fungi; Ascomycota; Taphrinomycetes; Taphrinales; Protomycetaceae
Product: pyridine nucleotide-disulfide oxidoreductase-domain-containing protein
Exons: 4
Coding region: 1-1860 (619 amino acids)
Molecular function (GO): calcium ion binding; NADH dehydrogenase activity
Source: RefSeq, a predicted model, not a curated record
AUGAGCCUACGUCAGGCAGUGCUUCGGGCAAGGCCGCUGCACACUGCAGGUCCAAUGUUACGGCGCGGGUUGCGCAAAUAUGCCAAUUGGGCCAUCAAGGGCUGCGGCAUCACUGUCAUCGGCCUUGGCCUCGGUGUGGCAGGCUUCUUUGCAUUUGAUGCCAUGACCUACCACGACUCAGAAGCGCGUGGAGUCAGAGUCGCUGCAUUGGCACUGGAACCGGAGCGCGGCGGACCCAAGAAUCUUCCAAUUGCCAGCCAGUUUAUUGAUGAGAACGACGAUGAGUCUGCACAACGUAACAAGGAUAAACUCAGACUCGUUGUACUUGGGAGCGGAUGGGGCGCUGUGUCUCUAAUUCAAAGACUCAAUCCAGACAACUACAACGUCAUUGUCAUUAGCCCGUCCAACUACUUUUUAUUUACGCCCUUAUUGCCUUCCGCUACGGUCGGAACUGUUGAGCUGCGCAGUAUCGUCGAGCCAAUCCGCAAAAUUGUCAACAGAGUGCGAGCACAUUAUUUGGAAGCAUCGGCACAAGCAAUUGAUUUUGGCAACAAGCUGAUCGAAGUCUCGGACCGGGCACCAGACGGCACAGAGCGCAGCUUCUAUGUACCCUACGAUAAGCUUGUCAUUUCGGUCGGGGCUGCACAGAAUACCCAUGGUGUCGACGGCCUUGAACACUGUCACUAUCUCAAAACAGUACAAGACUGCCAAAAGAUUCGUCGCCGCGUUAUGGACAACUUUGAGCAAGCCGUAUUGCCAGUCACGACAGAAGAGGAGCGCAAAAGACUCUUGUCCUUUGUUGUAUGUGGCGGUGGUCCAACAGGAGUUGAAUUCGCGGCAGAGUUAUUCGACAUGAUCAACGAAGACUUGUCCAAAUUCUUCCCCAGAGUGCUGCGCAACGAAUCGCGCAGCCACAUUCUCAACACUUAUGACGCUACCAUCUCGGAGUAUGCGGAGCGCAAAUUUGCACAUGAUGAUGUGGAUGUACAGAUUAAUGCUCGCGUACAGAAAGUGCUCAAAGACAAGGUCAUCUUCAGUCAAAAGAUGGAUGGGAAGGAAGUCACCAAAGAAAUUCCAUUUGGGUUGUGUCUCUGGUCCACGGGUGUUUCGCUCGCACCCAUCACUCAACAAAUAUGUGAGAAUAUCGAAGCGCAACAGAACAAGCAUGCCAUCGAGACAGACUCCCACUUGCGAGUCAUUGGGCUACCGCUCGGCGAUGUAUAUGCCAUCGGAGACUGUUCUACAGUGCAAAAUAAUGUUGCGGACCACGUCAUGGACUUCAUCAAGGGCGAUGUUCGCGAGCAGGUCGAUACGAAGGGCAACUGCGAGAUUUCGCUCAAAGACCUUGAGCAAGUGGCUACUGAAAUCAAACGAAGCUUUCCACAAGCAAGUGAUCAUCUUGCGAAAUUGGACAAGGCAUUGGAAAACUUUGACGUUGAUAAGAAUGGCAAGCUCGAUCUAGAUGAGCUCAAGGAGUUUCUCGUUUCGAUUGACAAGAAACUCACUUCACUGCCAGCGACUGCUCAACGUGCGCACCAGCAAGGCACAUACCUGGCCAAGAAGUUCAACAUUCUCGCCCGCACUGCUCCCAUUUACGAAAUGAAUGAGAUCAAGGAUGGCGACAUCGACGCGGCCGUCUACAAGGCCUUUCAAUAUCAUCACUUAGGUUCUCUCGCUUAUCUUGGCAAUUCCGCUGUUGGAGACUUGCCAGGUGGUUACUCCUUUACGGGUGGUCUCAUCGCCAUGUAUAUGUGGCGUUCAGUUUACUGGUCAGAGCAAGUCAGCCUUCGGACUCGUGUCUUACUUGCGAUCGACUGGGCAAAAAGAGCAAUUUGGGGACGAGAUCUCUCUCGAUUUUAG